UUUUUUAUUUAUUUAUCGGUAUAUAGACCAUAAACUACGUCGUAUUUAUAAGUAUUAUUAUCACAAAAAAUAGAUAAAACAUGUCUAGCCGUUAUAGCAAGAAGUUUGAACAGUCUUCUAAUACACCAAAACAUAACGGCAGCACAACAAAAGAUUCCCAAUCUAUAAGAAAAGAGAAAGAUAAAGCCAAAACGUCUAAACCUUUAUAUUCUACAAAUAUAGAUGAAUCUUUCUAUUUUACAAAUAACAAAACUUCAGAUUCUCAUUCAAAUAAAAACGUUAAGAAUAAGAGACAUAGGAAGCUCACGUCGAUGGAUAAGCAAGCUGAUAAAUACGAAUCUCAUACAAAGCAUUUUGUGAAUAAUGAAACACUAUCACCUGGAGUUGAUAUCUUACAUAGUGAUGACGAGAUAUCCAGUUCAAGCAAUAAAUAUGAAGAUGAUGAAUACGACAUCAAAAGCGACCUACCCAAUAAAAACUCCGCCCACUCCAAUCAAAAGAGGUCACAGACUCAUCAUGCAAGCUCUGACAGUGAAUUAACUGACAAAGAUAUGAAAUUUUGGGAAGAACCAAAUGAAUCUAGGGAGGAGAAGGAGACGAGCGAAGAAGAAGAAAACAACGAUGCGGAAGCAAAUUCAGAGAACAAUCAGAACAUGCUGGAUACUGUCGUUGUUAAGCGAAGACGAAAGAGAAAAGAACGCAAAUGGAAGAAGGCAGUAGACGCACCUAAAAAAGCCUCGAGUGCCUAUAUCUGCUUCUCUAAAAGCGUCCGUCCAUUGAUACAGGAAGAACUGUGCAAAAAGAAGCUCAAUCCCACACCCACAGUUCUUAUUAGUGAAAUCGCAUGUCGAUGGAAGGCACUCUCCGUAACUCAAAAAAAACCCUAUUAUGACGAGGCUAACAAAGAUCGGUUACGUUAUGCAAACGAAAAGCAGCAGUGGUUGCUUAGUCAGACUAACGAAGUGGGUAAGGAUAAAAAAUUAGCUCAAGAGUUUACUCAAACUACAGAAAACUCUCAGGAUAACAAGCACAAAAUAUUUAAAGUCCGCGCUGAAAAUGAAGAGCUUUUUGACAAGAUUAAUUUAAGACAGCUUACGUAUAAGCGGUUGAUCAAGAAAAUUCAGGCAAAAAAGCACGAUAAAAGAGACAUUCUUUGUAUAACUCAACUUCCUAAUAUUCGUAUUCGUGAUAACGAAGAUGUCGCCUCGUUACCGAAUUUUGCGGAACUCGAAGUUACAUUUAUUGGUAACAUGCAAUCAAAAAAAAAAAUUAAAACUAAUUGACUCGAUUUGUAGCGCCAACUUGUAUCACUAGAGUUUUCACACAAUAAUUUUUUACCAGACCCUAUGGUCAAGUAUGUGCUUAAUGAUAACUCUGUAUGUUUCCGGGCUAAGAGCAUAUCUUGAUUUGUCUUGACUGUGUAAAAGGCCCAUAGCAAGGAUUAUUGGUUUGUCACAAUUUUCACCCACUAGUUCAAUUAGCUGCUGGGCAAAGGCUUCUAAAGUGGGGUCAUCUCUUCUCCCUAUUAACGUCUUCACAGAGAAGCUGAACUCAUUCUUAAAUAGACUAUCG
Molecule: messenger RNA, 1572 nt
Organism: Schistocerca gregaria
Lineage: Eukaryota; Metazoa; Arthropoda; Insecta; Orthoptera; Acrididae
Product: FACT complex subunit ssrp1-B-like
Exons: 3
Coding region: 81-1283 (400 amino acids)
Source: RefSeq, a predicted model, not a curated record